Molecule: messenger RNA, 936 nt
Organism: Exophiala bonariae
Lineage: Eukaryota; Fungi; Ascomycota; Eurotiomycetes; Chaetothyriales; Herpotrichiellaceae
Exons: 3
Coding region: 1-936 (311 amino acids)
Molecular function (GO): oxidoreductase activity, acting on NAD(P)H
Source: RefSeq, a predicted model, not a curated record
AUGAACCCGACAGACUAUAAGCAUAUUGACAACUGGAAUAACAGAGGCUGUUUAGUCGGCUGUGAUUACUCAGGAGUAGUUGAAGAGCUGGGCUCAGGCUACUCUAAACCAUGGAAAGUGGGUGAUCGCAUCUGUGGAUUCGCACAUGGCGGCAAUGAACUGAACCAUGAGGAUGGGGCCUUUGCGGUGAGUAUCGUGGUGAAGGCGGACAUUGCUAUUCGGUUGCCCGAUAGCAUGUCUCAUGAGGAGGGAUGUACUUUACCCGUGGCAGUGAUCACCUGUGGACAAGCUUUGUUCAUGGACACGGAACUGCCCAGGCCCUUGCCAGAUGGCGUUAUGGCUUCAACAGGGAGAUACAUACUCAUAUACGGUGGAAGCUCUGCUACUGGGAGUAUUGCAAUUCAAUUCGCCAAAUUGGUUGGUUUGGUACCGAUCACAAUCUGUUCGGCACGUAAUUUCGAGUUUGUGAGCUCUCUAGGAGCGGUCGCGGCUUUCGAUUAUAAUAAUCCUGAAGCCUGUGUUGCUCACAUUCAAGAAUUUAUGGACUCCAGAGGCGGGAUCGAGUACGUUUUCGACACUAUAUCUACUGCAAAAAGUGCAGAGAUCUGUGGUAAAUUGAUCGAAACUGGCGGAGUAUGGGCAUAUACUCUUUUAGGUACCGAUAUUCCUCGGGAGGACGUGAAGAAGAUCUAUCCACUAGCAUACCUGUCUACAGGUGAGCGGAUUAAAAAAGGCGACCACGUGGAUUUCGCAGCUUCUCGUGCGAAUUUCGACUUUGUUCAAGAAUGGGCGUUGCUCGUGGAAAGCUUACUUCAGAAAAGCCUUUUGAGGCCACAUCCAAGCUACAUCGAACACGGCUUAGAAAAGGUGCUAGAUGGGCUAGAACUCAUGAGGGGUGGCAAGGUUAGUGGCAAGAAACUAGUAUAUAUGCUAUAG